UCCGAAUUUGAAUGCAUUAAUUGUUUCUGUGUCGUGUAUUCGUUGUGCGCUCUUUAUGAUAUAUUUCGUACUUUAAGUUUUUUUUCUCUUUGUUUGUUGACAGUCCUAAUCAAUAACGCGUAUGUAAAGGUGACUUCUUAUACUUAAAUUGAGGCUCUAACGACUAGGGAUUUAAAUGAAUUCAGUGGUGUGUGUUACUUGUUUGCUUUUAAACGCUUUCUGUAUAAAAGUACAUAUAGUGUCCCGUGUACGUGUCACGUUAGAAAUUGAUGGAUUUUGGAAUAUUUCUGCGAAAUUUUGGCGAGGUUCGUUGUAAAGCAGCCAUUUCUCUCGGCUAUAUUUAAGGUCGCAAAGCAGGUGCUUCCGGUCUGUGUCAGAAAUCUGGUUUGAACGCCUUCGCUUCAACGUAUCGUCUGCGAAUUUCUGUAAACUAAACGCAGCUAAAUGAUAAUUUAUGACGACCGUACACGCGGGAUUAAUUUACGACAACUUCUACAGUUUUGCGAAUAAUAACGCGACGUCAAAUAUAAUGCCGUUAGCGAAUCUGACGGUUCCUUGGUCCGAGCAAAAUGUGAAUGAAAAGGGAAGUGUAGAGAUCCUGCCAGCAGAAUCUCAGGAGGAAGCAAUGAUUACUCAGGGGAAUGCAGCUGAGCCGCGUUCAAAUGGGUGUUCUGAAUCUCAUGAGAUUGAAGUUCGUGAAGUGGUACGUGAUGGCCACGAAAAGGCAGAUCCAUCUCAGUUCGAACUUCUCAAAGUUCUUGGCCAAGGAUCCUUUGGAAAGGUAUUCUUAACGAGGAAAGUUGUUGGUAAAGAUAGUGGAACACUUUACGCCAUGAAAGUUCUCAAAAAGGCUACACUAAAAGUUCGAGACAGAGUUAGGACGAAAAUGGAAAGAAAUAUAUUAGCAGAAGUUGAGCAUCCAUUCAUAGUCCGACUACAUUAUGCAUUCCAAACAGAAGGAAAGCUGUAUUUAAUUUUAGACUUUCUGAGAGGUGGUGAUUUAUUUUCGAGAUUGGCUAAAGAGCUGAUGUUUACUGAGGAUGAUGUAAAGUUUUAUUUAGCAGAGCUUGCUCUUGCACUGGAUCAUAUACACAAACUUGGAAUUAUUUAUAGGGAUCUCAAACCGGAAAAUAUUUUGCUGGAUACUGAAGGCCAUAUAUCUUUAACUGACUUUGGUCUAAGUAAGCAAUCUUUAGAAGAAGACUGUAAAGCAUAUUCUUUUUGCGGAACCGUGGAAUACAUGGCGCCGGAAAUUGUUAAACGUAAAGGGCAUUCGUUCGUCGCCGAUUGGUGGAGUUUCGGUGUUCUUAUGUUCGAAAUGUUGACUGGAGCUCUUCCGUUUCAAGGUGUCAAUCGCAAGGAAACAAUGACGCAGAUAUUAAAAGCAAAACUCAGUAUGCCAUUAAACAUUUCACCAGAAGCACAAGCGCUUCUCAGAGUACUGUUCAAAAGAAAUCCUGAAAAUAGGCUUGGAUCUGGUGGAGUGGAAAAAAUCAAAAAGCACGUAUUUUUCGCGACAAUCGAUUGGGAUGCCCUUCUAAAAAAACAAAUAAAACCUCCCUUUAAGCCAGCUGUUAGUCAAAAUGACGAUGCAUUUUAUUUUGAUAGUGAAUUUACAUGUAAAACGCCUAAAGAUUCUCCUGGAGUACCUCCAAGCGCUAACGCCCACGAGUUGUUCCGUGGCUUUAGCUUCGUCGCGCCGUGCCUUCUUGAGGAUCAUCUUAAAACUCCGGAAUAUAAACACUGUGAUAGUCUGAAUGCCACUUUCCUGUCUUACGUGAGUCCGGUCUCCAUAACCGACGAGUACGAGUUCAAACAAGAAAUCGGCAAAGGAAGUUACAGUACCGUUUACUUAGCUGUUCAUAAAGCAACCAAAACAGAAUUUGCAGUGAAGGUAAUUGAAAAAUUGAAAAGAGAUCCAACAGAAGAAAUUGAAAUUUUGCUUCGGUACGGAGGACAUCCGCAUAUUGUAACAUUGAGGGCUGUUCAUGAAGACGAUAAAAGAGCUUACCUUGUGUUAGAAUUAUUGCGAGGCGGAGAGCUAUUCGACCGCUUGUUGCAAAGACGUAAUCUAACAGAAAGAGAAGCUGCCGAAGUGAUGUACACGAUUACCAAUGUAAUCCAAUAUCUGCAUGGAAAUGGGGUUGUUCACCGGGAUUUAAAGCCAUCCAAUAUAUUGUACUCAAGACCAGGGGCUGAUCCAGGGACCCUUUGCUUGUGCGAUCUAGGAUUUGCGAAACAACUGCGAGCAGAAAACGGUUUACUAAUGACUCCAUGUUACACUGCGAAUUUCGUAGCGCCAGAAGUACUGAAACGCCAAGGAUACGACGCGGCAUGCGACAUUUGGUCACUUGGUGUUUUAUUAUAUAUUAUGCUAGCCGGAUACACUCCAUUCCGUAACAGUCCCGGAGAUAGCGCAACUGAUAUAUUGGAUCGUAUCGGACCCGGUUUCAUAGACACUGAGAAUGGUAUAUGGUGUCAUAUUUCCAUCGAAGCUAAAGAAUUGGUGAAAAGAAUGUUACAUGUAGAUCCUAACAGAAGGCCUACUGCAGCUGCCAUUUUAAAGUACCCGUGGAUCAUGAACCGCCAUCGUCUUCCGCAAAAACCUUUACCAUACACUGUUAGAGAUCCACACAGCCUAAUAAGAGCAGUUGCUGAAACUUACAAAGCUAUGUCUAGUUGUCCACGAUCUCCUCAUAUUGGUCCUGUUGUUAUGUCCGAACUGGCCCGACGAAGAACGCAAGCAAAACCGUCAGGCCCCACUGAGGUUUAAAACAAGUCUUUCAUUGUACAAAGUAUUCGGCAACCCAUGGUACAUGUGGACGAUCAGUGAUUCCACUUUAAAAUGUGUUGGAAAUGAAGUGUUGUUCAAAACGUUCAAGAGUAAAGUUAGUCUCCUGCCAUUUUAGAAUACUAUUUAUUAUUUGUACCUAUUAUAAAUAAUAGUUACAAAUAGUUAUGCAAGUGUAUAACAUUCGGCUUUCGCUCUAUCGAGCGAUAGGUACUAUAAGUGAAUCCAUAACAAAAUGUUCUAUAUUUUUUUAUUUAGUUUUUUAAUCUAGAAUCGCUGUACCACUUGUACCAUCGAUUAUCGAAUCACCCCAUAUUAAAUAAAUAUGCAAAUGAAUCUGCCACGCACACGAGAGUACAUCACGCUAAAAAAGUACAAGGGGAAGACAUUUAAUGUCGCUACGACUAUUAAUCUUACUAUAUUGCUACUUCUUCUACCUAUUGUUACUCUAACGUUUAUUGAGUGUGAGUGAGCAUCUAUAUCGGAUCGAUGAACAUAAUGUGAUACAUAUUUAUUUAUACAUUAUAUAUAUUUUUUAUGUUAAACAUGUGUGCAUGCAUUUCUACAUGUAUGCAUUGCCAUACUGAGAUUUAACAUCCCCUAAUCUUAGCUACCAAAACAUAGUAAUUUAAAAAUAUUGAAAUAUAUAUAUACAUAUAUA
This is a messenger RNA of Megalopta genalis, 3452 nucleotides long. RefSeq names its product ribosomal protein S6 kinase 2 beta. Lineage: Eukaryota; Metazoa; Arthropoda; Insecta; Hymenoptera; Halictidae. The record is from RefSeq and is a predicted model, not a curated record. Gene Ontology annotation, biological process: protein phosphorylation; intracellular signal transduction. Gene Ontology annotation, molecular function: protein serine/threonine kinase activity; ATP binding; magnesium ion binding.